UCUGGGACAAGCCUCAGACCGACUGGGUUCUCGGUCCACACGUAUAAGAGUGAUGGGAAUCCCGAGUGCAUACCAUAGGAAGCGCGCAGUUCAUUCAUUACAAAGCCUGCUACGCUCUGACAUCCGCUCAUCCACCCGCUGGAACCAUGAAGUACACUGCGGUCAUCCUCGCCCUUGCGGCCACCGCUCUUGCUUUGCCCAAAGUCGACCCAGCGACGAUUAACUCACGCGUCGGUCUCAGCGACGUCUGCUACGGCUGCAAGCGCGAGGCACAGCCUGCUGCCGGGACUGUUAACGCUCGUGUGGGUCUCUCGGACAUCUGCUACGGCUGCAAACGGGAGGCCAUCGCCGAGAUUGAGACAAUCGUUCAGCGCGAGGCCCAGCCUGGUGCUGAGACGGUCAACGCGCGCGUUGGGCUGAGCGACGUCUGCUACGGGUGCAAGCGGGAGGCCAUCGAGGCGAUCGAGAACAUCAUUGCGCGCGAGGCGAAGAGGGAUGCGGCGCCAGAGACGGAGAACAAGAGAGUUGGCUUGGACGACAAGUGCUACAUAUGCUAGCCAUCAAUCGACCCAACACACCUCUCGGGUGAGGAGUACGAAGUUCGUAAGAAUCAACAUGAAACUCUCUUUAGCCUCAUCGGCCGACCGGCCAUCCAUAGUUUGCCUUUGGU
Molecule: messenger RNA, 670 nt
Organism: Paraphaeosphaeria sporulosa
Lineage: Eukaryota; Fungi; Ascomycota; Dothideomycetes; Pleosporales; Didymosphaeriaceae
Exons: 2
Coding region: 147-557 (136 amino acids)
Source: RefSeq, a predicted model, not a curated record